This is a messenger RNA of Sycon ciliatum, 972 nucleotides long. Its product is annotated as craniofacial development protein 2-like. Bases 1 to 972 code for a protein of 323 amino acids. Gene Ontology annotation, biological process: chromatin remodeling. Gene Ontology annotation, molecular function: catalytic activity. Gene Ontology annotation, cellular component: nucleus. The record is from RefSeq and is a predicted model, not a curated record. NCBI's taxonomy places the organism in Eukaryota, Metazoa, Porifera, Calcarea, Leucosolenida, Sycettidae. The transcript has a single exon.
AUGAGUGGGAAUAGAGGUUUCAAAGGCCUGAAUAAAUUCAACUUGGCCUGCUUCAAUGUGCGUGGACUAAGUUCUCGGAGUAAACAACACCAAAUUAUCGAGGACGCGAAAAACUACAAGCUGGACGUUUGCUGCUUGCAGGAGACGAAAGCGCCGGAGGGGGUCGACUAUUGUCAGGACGGCUACCGCUUGCUGCUGCUUCCUUCAACGAGCCGUCACUACGGGCUCGGUUUCGUUGUGUCACGGCGUCUGUCGGACAAAUUUGUUCGUCACUGGGUGGUUUCCGACCGAGUCGCAGUAGCGCAAUUCAAAGUAGCUAAAAGCGUCAUUUCCGUAGUGAACGUCUACGCGCCGACGUCGGGACUUGUUGCGACGUCGCAUGACUAUUUGGAGGAGUUUUACGACAGUCUUGAGAGGGCGCUCACAGAUAUUGAAUCGUCAUCCAGUCUACUGUUUGUAGCUGGGGAUUUUAACGCUAAACUGGGCAGACCUAGUACAGCAUUCGGCUGCAUUGGCCAGCAUGGACGCGGACGACGAAACUACACUGGUCUUGCUUUGGCAGAAUUCUGUGGGUCCCAUCAACUAUUUGCUGCCAACACAGCUUUUCAGCACAGAGCAUGUCAUACCACAACAUGGUCAAUGACUCGGAGAUUAGCAUCAGGAAUCACGGUCAAGGUGUAUAAUCAAAUCGAUUUCGUACUGUGCCAAAAUUCCCAGAAGAGCCUUCUUCUGAAUGCACGGUCAUAUGCUGGAACGUCUACCUGUAGCGAUCACCGCUUGGUGAUUGCAACCUUUGACCUACCAAAAUUCUACGUCCUAACGUCACCGAGAAAGCAUACCCCGCAAGACAGUCGGAAGAAAAUGGAUGUGCAGCAGUUGACAGCCAGCGCAGAGAGAAGACAGCGCUAUCGGGACCAAGUUGAAAAGCAUGUUACAACACUACCUCCCCUGGAGAAGGAUGUAGUGGAAUGA